UUAAAAGGAUGGGUCGUAAAUUUGGGUUGAUUAGUUCCCCGCUCUUGGUUUGACUUGGCAUUAAUUUCACCAUGGGUCGGACAUAUCUCAGCAAUGAUGCGGCACUGGAAGCCAUGAUGAAACGUGAAUGGUCACAAAUCAAGAGAAUGUAUGAGGAUUACAUAUCAGGAGGGGCAGUUGGGGGGCCACCUUCUCUACUGGGCGGCUCCCUGCUUCAUUUAGCAGUGUGGAGUAACAAGGAGGAUCUGCUGUCCAAGAUGCUUGCCCUCACUCCUCCCGCUGCUGCCAUAUUGGAAAUGGGCACCAGUGAGGUCGACAAUACCAUCCUUCACGAGGCCGUCCAUGGCGGCAACAAGCAAAUGGUUAGAAUGAUCCUUCAAAAGAAGCGCAGCCUCAUCGAGCAGCGCAACCAGCUGGGGGAGACACCCCUGUAUACGGCAGCAGCAGUGGGGAAUACAGAUAUAAUCGAACUUCUGCAUCCCUAUGUCCAGGCUUCCUGCAGCAGCACGCUCAUCCGACGAAAUGACGGCACCACAAUCCUCCAUGCAUCCGUCCAUGGCCUCUUCUUUGGUACUGCAGUGAAGGUGGCUCAAUUGUAUCCACAUAUUAUCCAUCAUCAAGACCAAAAGGGAAUGACUGCACUGCAUCUGAUUGCCAGCUUACCGUCAAAGGUUGACAAGCGCUCCCUAGUCCCCAAACCUGAGUACAAGGGUUUUGAUCGUAGCCCUCGACUGAUGAAAGCACUGAAGCAAGAGUACAGCAACAAAGGGGAUGCGGAAAGUGGCUUGUGGCCAAGCAGCCGAAGCAGUAGUAUCUUUCGAUUUACAAGUGGAUACAGUGGAUUUUGUGGGAGGCUCACAGGCCAAGGUCUUCAAUGGUCGCUAGAACAUCUGGUGGACCUUUUGAUUGAGAACUAUGAGAUGUAUAAAGAGCUUAAGAAAGACGCUCCAGAUAGCAGCACGAACACUGCCACAGGUGGAAGAGCACUAGAGCAAAUGGAAACACCGUUGUCAAUGGCGACCAGGCAUGGCAUGACUUCGGUGGUAGAGAGGAUACUGUUCAAAUAUCCUCGUGAAGUUGACCAUGUGAACGAUUUGGGUGAGAACCUGCUGCAUCUAGCGAUAAAGUAUCGACAGGAGGGCAUCUUCAAUCUCUUCAACCGCGGCAGUCCCAUAGUCCUGCAAAGGCUGGCUCGGAGGUUGGACAACAGCGGGAACACUGUCUUACACCAUGCUGGCGAGUUCAACGAACAACAAAACUGGGACAAGCCAGGAACUUACUUUCCCAUGCAUUGGGAAUACGAGUGGUUCAAGAGCGUGAAGAAGAUCACAUCUAAGGAUCUUAUAGAGCAUCUUAACAUAAGUGGCAAGACAGCCAGGGAAUUGUUUAUCGAUAGCCAUGAAAAAUUUAAGAAGGAUGAUGAGAAGUGCUUGAAAGAAACUGCCAGUGCCUUUUCAGUGGUUGUCACACUCAUGGCAUCAACAGCAUUCGCAGCACUCUACACCUAUCCUGGAGGUCCAGACCAAAUUCAUGGCAAGCCUAUAUUACGAAUCAACCCAGCCUUCCAUGUAUUUCUGGUUGCAAAUGCAUUAACCAUAGGCUUUUCAUUGAGGGCCUUGCUGUACUUUCUGUUUGUCCUUAGUUGGAGGUGGUUUUCCUCCAGAUGUCAUCUGGAACAUAAAACUAAAGUUGUGAGAUUGAGCAAGACCAAAACAAAUCAGAUUCAUUGGAAUUUUUAUCAUUGUACAUCAAUGAUAUUAUCAAAUGUGACGCUUGGUCAUCAAAGGAGUACAAUGGUUUUCUUGGAAAAAGAAAACAAAGAAAGCGGUAUGGUUUUGAGUGGCAAGUUUUUGGCUCACGGUGAAUAUCUGCUCGUGAUGGAUCCCUUGACAAAUUGUACUGGCUUUAGUUAUUCUCCUUCCACCACCUCUUCAUUACUAUGACAUCCCAAAGCACGAUUGCCUCUUCGGCCUGGGAUUGUUACUAGUUCUAGAAUGCCAUCAGUGUUUUUUUUUAGGCUAGUAAAUGGUUGAUAUCCUUGGCGCAGAAGGAGCUUGAAUAUCUUUUCAUUUUGGAAAAAUUGGUUAA
Molecule: messenger RNA, 2088 nt
Organism: Nymphaea colorata (pocket water lily)
Lineage: Eukaryota; Viridiplantae; Streptophyta; Magnoliopsida; Nymphaeales; Nymphaeaceae
Exons: 6
Coding region: 72-1943 (623 amino acids)
Molecular function (GO): protein binding
Source: RefSeq, a predicted model, not a curated record